Loxodonta africana (African savanna elephant) is the source of this 2500-nucleotide messenger RNA. RefSeq names its product keratin 23 (gene KRT23). The transcript has 8 exons. The record is from RefSeq and is a predicted model, not a curated record. NCBI's taxonomy places the organism in Eukaryota, Metazoa, Chordata, Mammalia, Proboscidea, Elephantidae. Gene Ontology annotation, cellular component: cytoskeleton. Gene Ontology annotation, molecular function: structural molecule activity. The coding region runs from base 909 to 2177 and encodes 422 amino acids.
CCCAACCAACUUUUUUAUUCAUCCGUAACCUUUACCUUGGCAGACAAAGUGUAAAAUUCAUCAAGUGCAGUAGACAGUCCAUGGCACCUUUCCUGUUUUCCCCCAUCCCCUCUACAGGAGCCCAACUAUUCCAAGUUCAGCUGCGAAGCAGGGCCGCUGGGCAGUUAAGCAACCAUUGUGUUCUGCCCAGAGGCCAAGGGCAGUCCUGAGCAUCGUUGACUUUGUUUAGUUUUGAGGUGUGCUGGGAUGAAAGGCACCUGGAAGUGGAAGUCAUGGCCAUUAAUUAAUUAAUUGCAGUUGAGGGUUGGUUCUAAAGGGUAAUUCCUUUGAAAUUACUUUCCAUCAAAUAGUGACUGCCGCCAAGACAUCAGAUCUUCAGACCAUUUUCCAUUUCCUCAGUGCAAGUGUUUUUAUUCCAGGAUCUAAGAUUCCAUUCUGAUCUGUCUCUGCUCUUAUGAGUCCCUCUCCCCCGCCCUCCCUGUACAGCUGGGGUAUAUAUGUGUGGGUGCAUAUGUGUGCAUGUGUGUUUAAUUUCUAUUUCUUGGAAGGAAAUUUAUACCAGGCCAAAUAACCCUUUUGUGAACUACGCUGAAAGAUUAGUAAGACAACUGAGACUAAUACCCACCUAGGGUUGUGAGCCACACCUCCAGUUACAACUGGAAGGGAGGAACAAACUGGCACAUUGAUGUGGCUCUAAACAACAACAAUGUGUGUAAGCCUGGGGCACUGCCGACUGACCAAGAGGAAACACUUGUUGCACAAUGAUAAGAUCUUGUUGGUACAGUUGUCAGAGAAGGGAACUCCCACAGCAAAGGGCAUAAAACCAUCCAGGGCAGUCUGGGGCGGCUCAGCUCUGUGGUGCCAGGGAGCAGAGCAGAGCCAGUCCAGCCCCACAUGCAGAUGGGACCAUGAACUUCAGCCGCAGCUUCAGCCAGACCCCCUCAGUCUUCCUCCACGGCACAGGAGGAGGUUGGGGCCGGCCAGGGAGGUGCCCCCGAGCUCCCAGUGUCCAUGGUGGUGCAGGCGGCGUCCGCAUCUCCCUGUCCUCCACGAGGCCAAGCUGCCUGCCCCCUAGACGGUCAUGGGGGUCCAUAAGAGGCAGUUCCCUCCUAGGAGGAAAUGAGAAGGAGACCAUGCAGAACCUCAAUGACCGGCUGGCCUCGUACUUGGAGAAGGUGCAGGCCCUAGAGGAAGCCAACGUGAAGCUGGAAACUCACAUCCUGGAGUGGCAUCAGCAAAGGGAUCGCGGGGAGAAGCGAGAUUACUCUCAAUAUGAGGAAAACAUCAGUCGUCUACAGGAACAGAUAAUGGAUGGUAAAAUAAACAAUGCUCAGGUCAUUGUACUCAUUGACAAUGCCAGGAUGGCAGUGAAUGACUUCAGCCUCAAGUAUGAAAAUGAACAGUCCUUCAAGAAAGACUUGGAAGUUGAAGUUGAGGGUCUCCGAAAGACCUUGGAUGAUCUGACCAUUGUCACGACAGACCUGGAACAGGAGGUCGAGGGAAUGAGGAAAGAGCUCAUCCUGAUGAAGAAGCACCAUGAGCAGGAAGUGGAGAAACAGCAUGCGCCAAAUGACUUCAAGGUCAAUGUGAAGGUGGAUACAACCCCAGGGGAAGAUUUGAUUAAGAUCCUGGAGGAUAUGAGGCAGGAAUAUGAGUCUAUAAUAAAAAAGAAGCAUCAAGACUUAGACACUUGGUUUAAAGAGCAGUCUGCAGCCAUGUCCCAGGAGGUGACCACUCCGGCAGUUGUUCAGAGCAACCAAAGUGACAUCCAUGAGCUGAAGCGGACUUUCCAGGCCCUGGAGAUUGACCUGCAGGCGCAGUGCAGCAGGAAAUCUGCUUUGGAAAACAUGUUGUCAGAAACCAAGUCACGGUACACCUACCAGCUCCAGGACAUGCAACAGAUCAUCUCCCACUACGAGGAGGAACUGAGGCACCUCCGCCAUGACCUGGAGCGGCAGAACAACGAAUACAAGGUCCUCCUAGGCAUCAAAACACACCUCGAGAAGGAGAUUGCCACCUAUCGCCAGCUUCUGGAGGGAGAGAGUGAAGGGAUAAUAGAAGACUCCAAGUCAAGUGUGAAAGUGUCUACAGCUCCAAAGAUCAAGGCCAUCACACAGGAGAGCAUCAACGGAAGAAUAGUUCUUUCUCAAGUGAAUGAGAUCCAAAAGUCUGUGUGAGACCAAUAAAAGCUUUUGCCUGUUGUAAAAACUAUUUGUUCUCAAUGGAAAGUCCUUGUCCCGCCACUCAGGGAAGUCCUAAGAGGUACCCUUUGAGUUCUCAAACUCAAAAACUUGGAUUUUCUCUGACUUUCUAUAAUGAUUGAAAUAUAUUGGUGCAUUUUUUUAAUCAAAAUAUGAGCUUAUGAGUUUAGAGCUCUGUUUUCCUACUACAGUCUUCUGAUUCCCAUUGUUCUACAUCUAUUUUGUAACCAAUAAACUGCACACUAGCUACAUUGUGUGUAUAUAUAUAAAUAUAUAUAUGUAUGUGUAUAUAUACACAC